Sporisorium graminicola is the source of this 2298-nucleotide messenger RNA. RefSeq lists its product as uncharacterized. The transcript has a single exon. Lineage: Eukaryota; Fungi; Basidiomycota; Ustilaginomycetes; Ustilaginales; Ustilaginaceae. The record is from RefSeq and is a predicted model, not a curated record. Gene Ontology annotation, cellular component: transcription preinitiation complex; transcription factor TFIIIB complex; nucleus. The coding region runs from base 1 to 2298 and encodes 765 amino acids. Gene Ontology annotation, biological process: transcription by RNA polymerase III; transcription preinitiation complex assembly; DNA-templated transcription initiation. Gene Ontology annotation, molecular function: RNA polymerase III general transcription initiation factor activity; RNA polymerase III type 3 promoter sequence-specific DNA binding; TBP-class protein binding.
AUGAAGUGCACCAACUGCGGUUCGUCCGCUAUCGACUAUGCCGACAACCAGGCGGUCUGCUCGCAAUGUGGUGUCGUACUGGAAGAGUCGCAGAUCGUCAGCGAUAUCACAUUCGGCGAAAACUCGGCAGGUGGUGCUGUCGUGCAAGGUAGCAUGAUUGCCGCCGACCAGGCACGCGCCCGCGUCUCUGGUCCGGGCGGCUUCCGUGGAGGCUACGUGAGCGAGUCGCGCGAGAUGACCAUCUCGAAUGCGCGAAUUGGCAUCAACAACAUGGCUUCAGCACUCCGCAUCCCAUCGCAUGUCGCCGAUCGGUCGCUUCGCUUCUUCACUCUUGCACUCGACGGCGGUGCUUCCGCUGCCACCGGCGACGAGCCAAAAAACUACGUCCUCGGUCGCAAAUCAGAGUACACGGUCGCCAGCUGCCUCUACGUCGCUUGUCGAAUGGAGAAGACCACACACAUGCUUAUCGACUUUGCUGAUGCCAUCCAAGUCAACGUCUUCAUCCUCGGCCGAUCCUACCUCAAGCUUAUCCGUGUCCUCAACCUGCGUUUGCCUCUCAUCGACCCUUCCAUCUACAUUGCGCGGUUUGCCGCGUUGCUCGACUUUGGGGAAGAGACGCAAAAGGUGGCCUACGACGCUUCCAGGCUCGUUUCGCGCUUUCAAAAGGAUUGGCUCACCGAAGGUCGUCGUCCCGCCGGGAUCUGCGGCGCCUGCCUUAUGCUUGCCGCACGCAUGAACCAUUUUCGACGCUCGGUCAGUGAGGUGAUCCAAGUGGUCAAGAUCGCCGACGUCACGCUCAAGGCGCGUCUCGAAGACUUCAAAAAGACUCCCACCGGCCAACUCUCUGUUCAGGACUUUCGCAAUGUGUGGUUAGAGGAAGAACACGCCCCGCCAGCGUUUCUCCGUUCUCGUGAGCCGGCUCCCAGCAAGCGAAAGCGCAAGUCGUACAAGCAUAUCAAACUCGAGGGCGUGCUAGACGCAGAGGGGUCCGAUGACGCUGAUGCUGAAGGCGAAGAUGCUGCUAGCAGCGGCGCCAGAGCCGCGGAAGUGGACGACUUAAACGCGAUCGAUCCCGCUCUGGAAAAGGUUGUUGAUGAAGCCACUGAGCAGGAGAUCCAACAGUACCUGCAGCAGGGGCUCGCGCAAGAGCUCGACAAAGCGCUCGAGCUGCAAGAGCGCGAGCGGGCGGAACGCGCAAAGUCCGGUCAAGUUGGUGCAGCGGCAACCCAGACCGCCGCCAGCAACGACACGAUUUCCGAAGUUGCGCAACCGAUUCCAGAUGCUAAUGGGGCGGGACCCUCUGGUACGCGAGGCGACGCCUGUCUGGACGUGAGCCAGGCGGGCAAGCUGCUCCCUCUCGGCGGGCUCGGUAUGGAUGUCCAGAGUACUUUUGGAGACGAUGCAGACUCUGCUCAGAACGUCGGUGCCAACGAGGGAAGCGACGCAGCUCCCACCAACAGACGACGCAGUGUCGCUGCGCCCGUCGACGACCUGGCCGACCUGGACGAGGAGGAGCUGGACCGCUUCAUCCUUUCACCGGAAGAGGUGAGGAUCAAGGAGCGCGUUUGGAUGGAGUUCAACAAGGACUGGAUGGAGCAGAUGCUCAAGAAGCAGCUCAAGCUCGAGCACGAUCAAAAGAUGGGCGUACCCAUCCGUGAACCGUACAAGCGCAAGAAGCCCAAAGCGCCUCGCGACGCAUCCACUGCGAUGCACAACACGUCGGCGGCGGAAAGCGCCAAGAUGAUGUUGAAGCAAAAGCAAUUUAGUAAAAAGAUCAACUACGAUGCGCUCAACAACUUGUUCCCCGGUGCCAAAACACCUGGAGGUGCAAGUGGCAAGGGCGGUAAUCGCAAAGCAGCAAAUGGCAGCACGCGACGCAAGAGAGGCAAGAAGCAGCAAAGCAGCGAUGAGUCGUCGUCGUCUUCGUCGGAAGAUGAGGAGACGUCCCGGAAGAGCAACAAGGACCGCAAGGGUGCGUCUCGCAGCAAAAAGGCGAGCAAACCUUCGCAGAGCACCGGCACGGGUCACGGCUACUUUGAGUCGGACAACAACGAUUCGCAAGCCGAGAUUGUCGAAGAGGACGGCGAGUUGCUUCCGCCUUCGCACCCGUUGCGCAGGAAGGAGACGAGACUCAACAAGCGCGGUGGACAGAUGUCGUCUGCUGCUGAAGAGUCGGCGCAUACGGAUCUGGGCGAAGAGAUGGACGAGCAUGCGGAAGGCGGCGCGGUCGAGUUUACUGAUGCUGCGAUGCGUAGGCAGCUUGGCUACUUUGACGACGAUACGAUGGACGACGAUUGA